Schistosoma turkestanicum is the source of this 816-nucleotide messenger RNA. The record is from the annotation of a GenBank genome assembly. NCBI's taxonomy places the organism in Eukaryota, Metazoa, Platyhelminthes, Trematoda, Strigeidida, Schistosomatidae.
AUGGGGUCCGUAUUCGACCAUGUGGAAUUUGUUGAUGUACUUGAUAGUAAAGACGAGACAAACUUGGCAUUACUUUCGAGACCUGAUCUAGGUGUAACCUUCACAAAGCUUCACUGCUGGAGAUUAACUCAAUAUACGAAAGCUGUUUUCAUGGAUGCCGACACUAUGGUAUUGAAAAAUAUUGAUGAUCUGUUUGAGCGCGAGGAACUAAGUGCUGCUCCAGAUCCAGGAUGGCCAGAUUGUUUUAAUUCUGGAGUUUUUGUUUUCAAACCCUCGUUGGAAACGUAUAAAAAGAUACUUCACUUUGCUGUCAGCUGUGGAAGCUUCGAUGGGGGUGACCAAGGUCUGCUAAAUAUCUUUUUCUCCGAAUGGGCAACCAAAGAUAUUCGUCUUCACUUGCCAUUCACUUACAAUGUCAUCAGUCAGGCCUUUUACUCCUAUCCACCUGCCUUCCUCCAUUUUCGUGAUAAAAUACGUGUUGUUCACUUUAUUGGGGCAGAUAAGCCUUGGCAUUGUGGGCUAGACAAAUUCGGAAAAGUUAUUGUUCAUGAUCUUACAAGUAUUGGAACUCCUGAAUUUCUGCAGCACUGGUGGGAUUUAUUCAUGGCCCACGUUCAUCCAAAAUUAACCCCUGGUGAGAGUGAUUUCGUGGGUAGAUUGGCUCAGAUAGAAAUAAGUCAACCUACCUCAAGUUUGACUCAAGCCAGUUACGAAUCUGAAAGACAACUGGCAUGGGAACGUGGACAAAUGGAUUAUAUGGGCUCUGAUUCAUUUGAAAAAAUACAAAGUCUACUAGAAUCCAAAAUUCAAAAAUAG